CUGAGUGAAAAAAAAAAAAAAAAAAAAAAAAACACUUCCAUGUCUGUUUUCUCUAACUUUAAAUGCACGAUGAUGCUGAGUCUUCAAACACGUUCACCGUCGUUUUCCCUCAUUUUCUCUCCGUUCAAACACUAUUCUCCACUCUUCAAAUCCAAACCCCGUUUUUCAACGAUCAGAAUGUCCUCAAGCCAAAGUGUGGUGGAGCACGUUGUCCUCGUCAAGGUCAAAGAUGGAACGGAGCCUAGCAAGGUCAGCGCCAUGGUCAAUGCCAUGAACUCGUUAGCCUCCAUCGACGGGGUCCUGCAACUCACGGCGGGCCCACUUCUCCGUAACGGACCCACCACCGCUUUCACCCACAUGCUCCACAGCCGCUACCACUCCAAGGACCACCUCCAAGCCUACAACGUGCACCCGAGCCACCUCGCCGCCGUCACCGGCUUCCUCUUCCCAGUCUGCGAGGACAUCAUGGUUGUCGACUGGGUCGGCGCAAAAACGACCCUUAAUCCGUCGGCGACGGGAUCGGGCCUCCGCGUGAGGUUUUUGAAGCUGAAGGGGGGCGGUGGUGACGACCACGACGAAAUUAAGGUUAAAGACGAGGUUUUGAGUGUGGUACGAGGAAUGAAGGAGGGUGUCGGAGAAUUGUCUUACGGCGAGAAUUUCUCGCCGGAGAGAGCGAAGGGGUUCUCGAUCGCUUCGCUGUCUAUUUUCCCAGGACGGAAGGAACUGGAGAGUGUGAACCUGGAGGAAGGGUUGGUGAAGGUUGGGGAACAUGUGGAGGACGCCAUUGUUGUUGACUAUGUGGUGCCUUAGGCUUUGUCUCUGUUUUUGUUUCCACUUUUGUUACUGUUUUACGCUUCAAAGUUUCAAUUGAAUAAUUGGCAUGGCCAUGACAGAGACUUGCAAGAAAAAGGUUAUCGGAUUCUUGUAUGUAUUCUUCUUAAUUCAAUAACGAAAUUGAGAGAUCUAA
Vigna angularis (adzuki bean) is the source of this 967-nucleotide messenger RNA. Its product is annotated as stress-response A/B barrel domain-containing protein UP3. The transcript has a single exon. The coding region runs from base 40 to 810 and encodes 256 amino acids. The record is from RefSeq and is a predicted model, not a curated record. NCBI's taxonomy places the organism in Eukaryota, Viridiplantae, Streptophyta, Magnoliopsida, Fabales, Fabaceae.